Molecule: messenger RNA, 1211 nt
Organism: Antechinus flavipes (yellow-footed antechinus)
Lineage: Eukaryota; Metazoa; Chordata; Mammalia; Dasyuromorphia; Dasyuridae
Gene: PPP1R27
Product: protein phosphatase 1 regulatory subunit 27
Exons: 3
Coding region: 213-677 (154 amino acids)
Molecular function (GO): phosphatase binding
Source: RefSeq, a predicted model, not a curated record
AGGUGGAAAUGCCCAGGGCUAGAGAGAGAGACCUUAUUGUGACUGCUGCUGCUAUCAUCACUGCCAUCCUUGUAUAGUUCGAGUUUCUCUUAAAGACCAAAGCUCAGUCCGUGCUUUGCCCACAUCUUAGCUUGCACUUCUAAUUUUCUCAGACCCUCUAAGUCUUUUAGGGGUACUUGGGGAGAAUUUAGUCUCGCCCACUGCCUGCUAGGAUGCGUUAUUCAGUGCCAACCACCCCUGCCCACCGCAGCCGCUAUAAUCAGCGGCGUCUACAUGCAGAGCGCUGUGUUCGAUUUCCCAACGACGUCCUGUUUUUGGAUCACAUCCGACAGGGUGACCUGCGGCAGGUAGGGCGCUUCAUCCGGACUCGAAAAGUGUCUCUGGAUACCAUCUAUCCCUCAGGUCUGGCUGCCCUGCAUGAAGCAGUACUUUCUGGAAACCUGGACUGUGUAAAGCUGCUAGUCAAGCAUGGGGCUGACAUCCAUCAACGGGAUGAAACAGGAUGGACUGCAUUACACAUGGCCUGCAGUGAUGGUUACCCAGACAUUGCCAGAUACCUCAUCUCCCUGGGGGCUAACAUAGACGUUGCCAAUGACGACGGUGAUUUGCCCUCCGACCUCAUCGACCCUGACUACACGGAUCUGGUGGAGUUAUUCAAAGGGGCCACGAUGGACUGACUUGACCAUCCAUCCUCUUGCUGCCCACAUCUCUAUGCACUGUCCUCCCCACCUCCUCUUCUCCCCGCGGAGAUCCCGAACUUGAAGCGAACUGGAGCUAGGAAGUGUGCUGGGAAAGCUGUUUAUUAAGCUGCCCCCUGCCCAGGACCCGCCCCGCCCAAGUCAGCCUGGCUCGAGGGCCCCGCAUUCCGCAAUUGUGGAACUAGACUUUUCGGCUGCGGAUACCUCCACCCUAUCUAUCCCUCAGCCCCGCGCUUGGGGAUCCUGCCUGACCCCGGGCAGGAAAGACCCCUGACGGAGAGCCAAGAUCACUGAGGUCUGGAGUCCCACAAGGCGGGAGUAGGGGGGGCUCGCGGGCUCCUGCUUGCCCCAGACCUGGGGGACAAAGCUGUGGGAAUCCUUCGGCCCUUCCGGCCCCGGGUCCCGCUUUUCUUUGCAGCCCCGCGGGGAACUUGGCUUUUCUACAGGAUAUUUUCAUGUUUUUUUUAAUUGUUGAAAAAUUUUUACUUUUUCAAUAAAUUUAAUUUCCACAGA